This is a messenger RNA of Diachasmimorpha longicaudata, 1544 nucleotides long. RefSeq names its product DNA-3-methyladenine glycosylase-like. Bases 285 to 1352 code for a protein of 355 amino acids. The record is from RefSeq and is a predicted model, not a curated record. Gene Ontology annotation, molecular function: alkylbase DNA N-glycosylase activity; DNA binding. Lineage: Eukaryota; Metazoa; Arthropoda; Insecta; Hymenoptera; Braconidae. The transcript is spliced from 5 exons. Gene Ontology annotation, biological process: base-excision repair.
GACUUACGAAAUGUAAUAGACGUCCCUCAUAAUAGUCAUCUGCAUCUGUCACCGUUCCACGCACGUGUUCUUCAUGUUUCUACUCACUCUCGCCCUAUUUCCCUCCCUCUUACAUCCCCACCACCUCAAUAAUACUCACGUGCUGCUCCCCAACCAAAUUCAUUUCUCCGAAUAACACAAAUACAAACACAACUGUUGACCAUUGGAUAUUAUGACAUUCAUUCUGAAUCAAUGGUAAAUUUAAUGUGAAAAUUUAUAUAGAGUAUCGUACGAUUACACCUGCCAUGAAACGAACGAGACUUUUUCGUCGAGCUAAGAACGCUGGCUGUCCUGUCAUUAACCUUAAUGCAGGCCAUCAAACUGCUGCGACUGUUCUCUCACAAGACCUAGGGAACGAUGAACCACUCCAUGAACACUCCAAGGGCUCGUCUAAGAAAAAUAUAAAAAAAGAAGCCACGCCACUAUUGGAGAGUGAACCCAACGAUUAUUCCUGCCAAAACAAAUCUCCAAGUAAAUUAAACUUUGAAAAUUUAUCCAAAAAUCUGACUAAACAACAGCGUCCAUCAGGACUUGCUAAAAAGAAAACUAGGGCAAAGGUCGACCUUGACCUAAUGAAAGAAGAAUUAAAACAGUUGGAAGAUCCCCCCAAGACUGAUUUGGAGAAGGAAAUUAGUGUCAACAGAUUAAAUUACGAGUUCUACGAUACCCCAUGCGAAGAGUUGGCUCAGAAUCUGCUAGGGAAAGUAUUAGUUCGUCGGUUGGAUAAUGGAUCUGUACUGAGGGGGAGAAUCGUUGAGACAGAGAGCUACUUGGGGGAAAUUGAUGCUGCCUCUCACACUUUUAAUAAUCGUGUGACACCGAGAAAUAUUCCCAUGUACAUGCCUCCUGGAACAAUUUAUGUGUACAUGACUUAUGGAAUGUAUUUCUGCUUUAAUAUAUCAAGUGGAGGAAAAGGUGCAGCAGUUCUUCUGAGAGCUCUCGAGCCCUUAGACAAUAUGGAAAAAAUGCAAGAAAAUCGUCUUUUUCUUCAAAAGAGUAAAAAUAAAGAGAAAAAAAUCAAAGAUUUUCACAUUUACGAAUUAUGCAAUGGUCCAUCGAAGCUCUGUACAGCAUUCCAAAUUGACAAGGAUUGUUGUAAAUACUCUCUAUGUACGUGGAAAAAAAUGUGGAUCGAGGAUGAUCCCAGCUAUCCUCGCGAGGAUAUGAGAAUCAUAAAGACUGCGAGAAUAGGGAUUGAUAGUGUUGGAGCGGAAUGGGCCAGCAAGCCCUUAAGAUUUUAUAUUUAUGGGAAUUCUUCUGUAAGUAAACGUGAUAAAAAAUCAGAAGAGAACGUCGUUAGUGACAGCAAAUAAUUUUUCAUUACCGCCUGCGCACGUUACAAACGACCAAGUUAUAUUUAAUUUAUUACUAAAUUAAAAGGUAGAUAAUAAGCAUAAUCACUGAGUGAUAAUACAUGUUCGCUUAUGGCUAUUUAUAACGUUUUUUAUAUGUAAAUUCAAUAAACUUGUAUGCACGCACCAUAACUCUCUCGUAAUUCUCUUUCU